AUGUCAAAUCAAGAGAGAAAAGGGGGAAAUAAUAUUCUAUCAUUCUUUAAGCCAAGAAUUGAUAAUCCUUCAUCCUCCGAGAGGACCGAGACUAAUACAUCCAUUUCUAACGAAGAGUUCGAACCUCCUUCUAAAUCUCAAAGAGUUGAGUUUGAUGAAACUUCACUUGAACGAGAUCCUGGAUUGCGUAUUCCCAUGUGGAGACAUCCUAUUAAUCAUCGUGAUGAAAUUAGACGAGCUUAUAUCAAAAUGGGGUCAUAUCAACCCAAAUUGCAGGAGUACCCACGGUCUGAAUUAGGAAAGCAACAUCGUCGAUUUCAAUAUACAUGGUUUAAAAAAUUUCCAUGGUUAGAGUACUCUCCUUCAAAGGAUGCAGCAUUUUGUUUUCCAUACUAUCUUUUUGAAUUAAGUGAAGCACAACAAUCUGCAUUUACAAUAGAAGCGUUUAAAAGUUGGAAACGCGUUAAUGAUGGAGCCAAGUGUGCCUUUUUGUCGCAUAUGGGAAGUUAUAACUCAAUGCAUAAUAAAUCUGCAAAAUCAGUUGUUGAUGUGAUGAAUGUAACUCGGCAUAUAGAUAAAGUUAUGAAUCAAGAAUUUUCUGAACAGAUUCAAAAGAAUCGAUUAAGACUUGCGGCAACAAUUGAGAGUGUCCGUUGGCUUAGUUUGCAAGCAUGUGGAUUAAGAGGUCAUGAUGAAUCUUCAGCUUCUCAAAAUUGUGGUAAUUUCAUUGAGAUGCUAAAACUUUUGGGAAAAUGGAAUGCUAGUAUUGGUGAUGUAAUCUUAGAGAAAGCACCGGGAAAUGCAAAAUAUACCUCACCAGAAGUUCAAAAAGAAAUCUUGCAUAUUAUUGGUAAUAGAGUCAGAAACAAAAUUCGUGCUGAAAUUGGAGAUUCUAAGUUUUAUAUUUUGGUGGAUGAAGUGAAGGAUAUAUCUAACAAAGAAUAG
Messenger RNA from Zingiber officinale, 945 nucleotides. RefSeq names its product zinc finger MYM-type protein 1-like. The record is from RefSeq and is a predicted model, not a curated record. The transcript has a single exon. Bases 1 to 945 code for a protein of 314 amino acids. NCBI's taxonomy places the organism in Eukaryota, Viridiplantae, Streptophyta, Magnoliopsida, Zingiberales, Zingiberaceae.